AGAAGCUGAUACGGAGUCGCUUUAUCGCGUGACUGAUUCAGAUAAACACAGCGGGACUUCGCGUUGAAAAGCGAGAUGAAAGAGGUUUAUCUGUAAACCAGGGCCCCUGGAAUAUAUUGGAGAUUUAAUCAAGAACCAAUGAUUUAAUCAAUUUUACUAAGUGAGAUUGUAGCAGUUAGUUAGCAUCUCUAGCUACAUGUCUGCACUCACGACGCUACGUUGCUAACUGAGAAAUAACUGCCAACCAUUAUGCCGUUUUAUUUUCUUUAACUUAUGAACUGAGUUCACCUGUAUGUCUGCAAAAAUAUAAACGUGUCUGACUAAAACUGUCUCAGAUUGUUUAGAGAAGAAAUUAGCCUGGUUAGCUUUGUGGAGGUGCUUGUUUUGCUUUACACCCAGUUGGCUUUCCCAUAGAAACUGAUUUCCCAUAGAAAGUCAUAUUUCUGUAUAUAAGUCAAUUAUAACUCAUUUGUGAACGUGUAUGCUUGGGAACUUAAGUAGUGAAGCGGACUGACAGGUGUUUGCCCUGCCCCAUUUGUUUUAUUUGAAACUAUCAGGCGUGGAUCUCACGUAAGGCAUAUGCAUGUGUGAGAUAAAUAAAGGUAGGAUGCAGUAGUGGCGAGGAAGCGCUCAAUGCCGUGUGUGCUGGAGGAUGAUGCGGAUGAGCUGGAUGAUCACAGUUAUUAACAGAAGAAUGAUGAAGAUCCUGGUCACCCUCGCUCUCAUUGCUUACAUCGCCUCUGUCUGGGGAACCUAUGCAAAUAUGAGGUCUAUACAAGAACAUGGAGAAAUGAAGGUUGAGCAGAGGAUAGAGGAGGCAGUGGCACCUCUCAGGGAGAAGAUACAGGAGCUUGAGCUUAGCUUUACUCAGAAGUACCCACCUGUGAAAUUCUUGUCUGAGAAGGAUCGAAAGAGGAUUUUGAUCACCGGUGGGGCAGGAUUCGUAGGCUCUCACCUCACUGAUAAAUUGAUGAUGGAUGGUCAUGAGGUGACCGUGGUAGAUAAUUUCUUCACUGGCCGCAAACGCAAUGUAGAACACUGGAUUGGUCACGAGAACUUUGAGCUGAUCAACCAUGAUGUGGUAGAGCCUCUCUAUAUCGAAGUUGACCAGAUAUAUCAUUUGGCCUCCCCUGCAUCACCACCCAACUACAUGUACAACCCUAUCAAGACACUGAAAACGAAUACCAUUGGGACUCUCAACAUGCUGGGUUUAGCCAAGCGAGUCGGAGCUCGCCUACUACUUGCCUCCACUUCAGAAGUAUAUGGAGACCCAGAGGUGCACCCCCAGAAUGAGGAAUACUGGGGCCAUGUGAACCCUAUUGGUCCACGGGCCUGCUAUGAUGAAGGAAAGCGUGUAGCUGAGACCAUGUGCUAUGCCUACAUGAAACAGGAGGGAGUGGAGGUGAGGGUGGCUCGGAUCUUCAACACCUUCGGGUCUCGCAUGCACAUGAAUGAUGGACGAGUGGUCAGUAAUUUCAUUCUACAGGCUCUACAGGGAGAACCUCUGACGGUGUAUGGUUCAGGAUCUCAGACGAGAGCUUUCCAGUAUGUAAGUGAUCUGGUGAACGGUCUGGUGUCUCUGAUGAAUAGUAACGUCAGUAGUCCAGUAAACCUGGGAAAUCCAGAGGAACACACCAUAUUGGAAUUUGCUCAACUUAUUAAGAGCCUUGUAGUGAGUCGCAGUCAUAUUCAAUUCCUUCCAGAGGCACAAGAUGAUCCACAGAGACGACGGCCAGACAUCCAUAAGGCCAAAAUGCUUCUGGGCUGGGAGCCUGUGGUGCCUCUGGAAGAAGGAUUGAACAAAACCAUCCAGUACUUCAGCAGAGAGCUGGAGCAUCAAGCCAACAAUCAGUAUAUUCCCAAACCUAAAGCUGCACGGAUGAAAAAAGGGAGGCCCAGACACAACUGAAGAAGUGUCAAUCUCAGGGAUGUUGGGAUCAUGGAGGACCUUAGACAUCCAGCAGCCAUUUCAGAGAGUGGGUUUCCCAUCCCCCAAUUUUAAAGAUCUUUUUGAGAAAAAAUAAUUAUUUUUUUUUUGCAAUGCUUUGAAAAGCAGCUCAGGCAGAGAGCUGAGAUGUUUUUCAGGAAAACGUGCCUCAUAGCUAUCCAAUUUACAGACUUUGCCUUGCACUUUGAUUUUUUUUAGUUGUCUGUCUGUUAUUUAAAAACAAGCUUAGAUCUUCAUGUGCAUUUUUUUGAUGUGUUUACAUUCAGUGCUGUUUUAAUUAAUGUAAUAUAUUUCUUUUAUAUCAUUGUCAAUGCUAGAACUUUUUUUUUUUUUGACAUGUAUUACACCUAGUAAUGUUGAAAUGUAUAAUGGAUAUUGGUGAAAGAAAUGUAUUUUAAGAUUUUGAGUUUUUGGUCCAGAGCAGGAAACCUCAACCCAGCUCUGCCACGGAAGAUAUGAGGACCCUGGUGAAAGAAAAAGCUUUGGGAAAUGUUGUUUCUGCUUUAACUUUUGUGGUGAUUUUGAAAAGCUGUUGUUACCUUUUGAAACUUCAUACAGAACUUUGAACCUAUAAUUGAUUUCAGGUGAAAAAAAUAGUAUUUUAAUAAAAAAUGUACUGUGAUUUGCACUGUAUUCCCUUUUUAAUCUCACUUUGUCUGCCUUCUCAAUGGUCGCAUCCCUACUUCCCAUUUGUAUUAAUUUGAUCUCUGUGUUUCCAGCUCAAAAAUCUUUUAGCUUUUUCUGUCCCUCCUUCCUGCUCUCCCUUCAUCACUGAUAGUGGAGCAUGUGUGUCAUUGUAUGUUACAAAACCACACUGUUGCUAUGCAGACUACGAUAGCUAUGUGAGGGUUGAUGGGAAAGUGGACUGUCAGUAAAAGAGGGGAGUUGCUUUCAUGGAACACAAAAGGUACACUGCUAGCCUGACUCCCCAUUCAUUUUCAUUGUAUGGAAAAAAAGAUACAAUGUAAGUGAAUGAUGACGGAGGCUAACAUUCUACCUAACAUCUGCCAAAGUGUUCAUAAACUUCACCUUUUGAAUUCCAUAGAAGUUCAUACAUUCACAUAUACCAUGUCACAUUUUCCUGUCAUUUUACUCCUCUGCCCUCAUUUCAUUUAAAUCUGCAAAACUCUCUUUAAUGAAACAUGUAAUGUGACAUUUUUGAAUACUCUAACAGUGCCAUAUUCAAUUUGAGAGCUGCAGCUGCAUGAUUUUCAAGUGAAUGACAUCAUGCUUAUGAAGUCUCUUCAUCACACAAACCGUAUGCCUUUAGAAGACUUGUAAUAUAUCCCAUAUUAAGUCAUAGGGACUGCUUUUAUGAUCAUUUUAUGGAGCUUUUUUGUAAUUUUGGUGCUUGACUGCACCCAUCCCCAU
Messenger RNA from Xyrauchen texanus (razorback sucker), 3319 nucleotides. RefSeq names its product UDP-glucuronate decarboxylase 1 (gene uxs1). NCBI's taxonomy places the organism in Eukaryota, Metazoa, Chordata, Actinopteri, Cypriniformes, Catostomidae. Gene Ontology annotation, molecular function: UDP-glucuronate decarboxylase activity; NAD+ binding. The coding region runs from base 653 to 1909 and encodes 418 amino acids. Gene Ontology annotation, cellular component: cytoplasm. The transcript is spliced from 15 exons. The record is from RefSeq and is a predicted model, not a curated record. Gene Ontology annotation, biological process: D-xylose metabolic process.